This is a messenger RNA of Monopterus albus (swamp eel), 2741 nucleotides long. Its product is annotated as hemicentin-1-like. The transcript is spliced from 13 exons. Gene Ontology annotation, cellular component: plasma membrane. Lineage: Eukaryota; Metazoa; Chordata; Actinopteri; Synbranchiformes; Synbranchidae. Gene Ontology annotation, molecular function: sialic acid binding. Gene Ontology annotation, biological process: cell adhesion. Bases 65 to 2281 code for a protein of 738 amino acids. The record is from RefSeq and is a predicted model, not a curated record.
GAAUGGUCCUGGAAGAGCCACUCUUUCCAUCUCUAAUGUGACAACAGAAGAUUCUGGACAGUACAUGUGCAUCGCAAAACAUCUGAACAACACCCUGAAGAAAAGCAUUGAUGUCAAAGUGAUGUACCUGAGGAAACCUGGGAUCACUGGGAAAACAAGUGUAAAGGAGGGAGAUGUUCUGAAUCUGACCUGCAGUGCUGAAAGUUUUCCACCGUCUCAUGUCAUGUGGACUAAACUCGGUUCCAACAAAACUCUGCACAAUGUCAGUGAGAACAGCACGAGACCAGCCACACUUUUUAUCCCUAACAUGACAGCAGAACAUUCUGGGCAGUACAUGUGUACAGGAAAAACCCUGGACAUGACUGUGACUGUACAUGUUGAUGUCACUGUGACUUGGAUUUCAAAGAUUCAAAAUGUCUCUGGAUGUGAGGCUCAGUCAAACGUCCUGACCUGUGUGUGUAUCAGUGAGGGGGUUCCCUUACCCACCAUCAAAUGGCCACUGUUGAAGAACCACACUGAAUACUCCGUCAUUACCACCGUGUCAAACCACACAGUCAACAGCACAGUCGUCCUAACUGUAAAAGACCACAGUAACAUAUUUGUUGAGUGUGUCAGCAGCAAUGAUAAUGAAGAAGCAAAAGAAAACCUCACCAUCCGAGAAAAACAGUCAAAAGGAGACGAUCAAGCCAAAACAUUUGUAGCAAUAAUUUCACGGUGGGACAUCAUCACUGCCUUUUUGAUCGGUAUUCUUCUUUCAACAAUCGUCUGCUGUUUGACAACAAAAUGCCACAGAAGAAAACCGAAGAGCUCUGGAAAUCUGGAUGAAACUCUGGAGAUGAUGAGCAGUCAUGCAGAUCUGGUAUUUAUAUCAAUAUUAUAUCAAAUAUUAUAUUGUGUACAUUUGUAUUGGUUUUCUUCAGAACUGUCUCCAAUGUUUAAUGUAUCAAUAGCUUCAACAAAUACUUGUCUGAGUCAGAAGCCCCCAGAAUGUCAGCAGGCCACAUUGUCCUGCACUGCUCCUGGUCUCUGUUCUGGGUCUGAUCCUACCAUCACCUGGAUGUGGAGAGGAGCAGGAGAGAACACACACCUCACAGCUGAACACCACGACACAGACCUCCCCUGUAAGGUCAGCUUCACAGGCAGCGGGACUACAAAGCAGACAGUGACUCUGAAUGUGACCUAUGUGAAGAAACCUGGAAACACUGGAAACAUAACUGUUCAGGAGGGUGAUGCUCUAAAUCUGACCUGCAUUGUUAAAAGUGUUCCUCCGUUUAACAUCACGUGGACUAAACCUGGCUCCAAUGAGACUCUGCAAAACAUAACCUCAUUCAACCUGCAGAAUGGUCCUAGAGGAGCUACUCUUUUCAUCCCUAAUGUGACAGCAAAACAUUCUGGACAGUACAUCUGUACAGCAAAACACCUGAACAUAACUCAGACUAUACAUGCUAACAUAACUGUGAGAUUUCCUCCAAAGAUCCUAAAUGGUUCUGAAUGUGUGAGGCAGUCGGAGGUCCUGACCUGUGUGUGCGUCAGUGAGGGGGUUCCCUUACCCACCAUCAAAUACCACACUGAAUACUCCGUCCUUACAACUGUUACAAACCACACAGUCAACAGUCGAGUCAGUUUUUCUGUGACAGCUCAUAGCAACACCACUGUAACGUGUGUCAGCAACAGUGAAACAGGGGAAGCAAACGGGAACUCAGAUACUCUUCUCACAAAAGUGUUAAAGAUUGUGCAAGAACCAAAAGUCAUCAUUGCAUUUUUCACUGGGAUGCUUCUUUCAGCCAUCGUCUGCUGUUUGGCAACAUGCCACAGAUGUAGAAGACAUAACGUCUCUGAAAAUCUGGCUGAGACCUUGGAGAUGGUGUCCACUCAAGUUCCUCUGAUCAAUGGUGGUGAGGCAGCGGAAGGCGAUUGGACCUAUGACCAAGAGGCAGCUGCAGGAGGAGCUGAGGCUGCUGGGCAGUCAGCACCUGAUGGAGAUGUGGAACCAAAAGAAGUGGAGUACUCUAACCUUGACUUCUCUGUGUUGAAAAGAAAGGGUUCCACUGAGGUCAUUGACACUCAAGAAGCCACAGAAUCAGAGUAUGCUGAAAUUAAAAAAGAAGCAACAGAGGAGAGGCAAGAUGACGGUGGAGAGGAUGGUGAAAUUCUGAACGGCAACAAGGAGGCAAUGGUAGUGGAGGAUAAGGAGAGAGAGCAGUGUAUGCCAGCAGAGGAGCACGGAGGUGAGGAUGCAGCGCUGUAUUCUAAUGUGAAUGAAGUAAUGGAUCAGUACUGAGAACUGUGGAGCUUGGUGGAGUCACUCAAGGAUCUUCAGAUGUGAUAUCAUCAUCAUCAUCAUCAUCAUCAUCAUCAUCAUCAUCAUCAUCCUUUAUUAGCAGACUCAAGGUCCAUUAAAAAAAAAGAAAUAAAAGAAAGGAUAUAAACGAAGAAAAAUGUGGACAUUGUGUGUUUAUGAGGCUGCUGAUGCUGGCAGAAAAGAAAGUAUGUAUGUAAUGAUACAUUAAGACGGACAAACGUUAGGCAGAUGUGCAUUUAAAAGGGUCUGAGCAGAAAGGAUAUACAGUAGGACUGGAUGGCAGUAAAACAAAAAUAUUUUUACGUGUGUCACAGAAAUCUUUGUAUACAAGCAAGCUUUGUCUAUCACAGGAUUCAUUUCUGCUGUAUUAUGAAGAAUUAACAGCUUUAUGUUCAGUAGCAGUUUAGAUUUAUUAUGAAAGAAAUAAACGCAGCUAAAA